CCACAGCCACAUCUUUCAGCUACCUCUCUCUCCAACUACUACUGCAACAUUUAUCCGUACAGUCAAUCCUUCGUCUUCCAUUCCAUCUACCUCAUCCAUCUCCUAUUUAUCUCUCCUGCAGAUCCGAUCAUUGUAUGGCAUUGAGAUCUCUAUCCGCAGAGGUGUCGGACUUGUGCAUAGGGAAGCCGGAGCUCAAGUGGAUCGCCGCCACCGCCUCCAUCGCAGAAGCAUUGGCGGCGCUCAAAGCGUCCGGUGAGAUAUACAUUAGCGUCUGGAUAUGUAGUCAGAACGCCGCCUGCGCCUGCGUCGGAAAAUUCAGCGCCGCAGAUGUGAUCCUCUUCCUCUGCCGGGAGGAGAAUCUGGCGGAUCCGUUCAAAGCUCUUCAGACUCCUGUUUGUGACAUUUUGCCCAAAGGAAUCCCCAUCGUCAGGCGCGUCGCACCUAAUUCCAGCCUGCUGGAAGCCAUGGAUUACAUGCUAGAUGGCACCCAAAAUCUGGUGGUUCCGAUUCAAAACCAGCGCUUCAACUAUGCAAGAAAGAGGUUGGAAAACCGGCAACAGCUCUCUUCCAGCUGCCACGAACAACACGAAUGCUGUUGGCUAACGCAAGAAGAUGUGCUACGCUUCAUUCUCAACUCCGUAGGCUCCUUCUCUCCAGUCACCACUUACAACCUUGAGUCGCUAAACAUCAUCGAUCGCGACAUCAUGACCAUCACCCACAACAAGCCUGCAUCCUCAGCAUUGGGCUAUUUCCACCGCGCUAUCACCGAGCAGAAAUCCGUUGCAGUUGUCGAUGAAGAGAACAGGUUGAUGGGGGAGAUCUCCCCCCAAACUCUAGCCUACUGCGACGAAACUGCUGCUUCCGCAAUCAUGGUCCUCUCAGCCAUGGAUCUCAUGGCUUAUGUCGACUGUGGCAGCCCACCACCGGAGGACCUGGUGCAGCUGGUGAAGACGAGGCUGGAGGAGAGAAAUUUAGGUGGCAUGGUGGAUAUGAUGGAUGAGUCGAUCCACCCCUCGUUGCUGUAUUGCUCCUCCUCCUCGAGCUUAUCCUCAGACGAAGACUUUGUAUCUGGUAUGAGUAAAGGUUGGAGUAGAGGUUCAAGUCGACACUAUGCAGCCGGUAGGUGUGAGCCGCUCGUCUGCAGCCCAAGGAGUUCCUUGCUGGCUGUGAUGAUGCAGGCCCUGGCGUAUCGUGUUAGUUGUGUUUGGGUUGUUGAAGAAGAUCAUACCUUAGUUGGGACUGUCACGUUAGCCGGAAUUUUGAGUGUUUUUCUCAGCGUUGCUGAUGGAAUGCAUAGUAAACCGUAGACGGAUGACUCUAUUUAAUCUAGCAAUCAGAGAACUUUCAAAUUUUCAGCCUGUCCUUAUUUACAAUUUUAUGUAGAUGGGAUUCAAUAUCAUUGUAGUUCAAGUGUAACCUAUUUCAAUUGUUGCUAGCCUUUUUCAUUUAAACAAAAUAUAAACUUUUUCGUUGUAUUAUCAA
Salvia hispanica is the source of this 1482-nucleotide messenger RNA. Its product is annotated as CBS domain-containing protein CBSX5-like. The record is from RefSeq and is a predicted model, not a curated record. Gene Ontology annotation, cellular component: nucleus; cytoplasm. Lineage: Eukaryota; Viridiplantae; Streptophyta; Magnoliopsida; Lamiales; Lamiaceae.